This is a messenger RNA of Neoarthrinium moseri, 873 nucleotides long. RefSeq lists its product as uncharacterized. The transcript has a single exon. The record is from RefSeq and is a predicted model, not a curated record. The coding region runs from base 1 to 873 and encodes 290 amino acids. NCBI's taxonomy places the organism in Eukaryota, Fungi, Ascomycota, Sordariomycetes, Amphisphaeriales, Apiosporaceae.
AUGACAGCCUCAGCUCUCCGAGAUAACCUGCACAAGGAUGGCUUCGUGGUGAUCCGCCAGAUCCUAUCGCAGGACCAACUCAAUACCCUCCGCGAAGCCGCAUCCAGCACCACCACCCUAGCUCGCGAUGGGAAGUGGCCACACAUCCGCACCGUGGGCAAGCAGUUCCCACCGUGGCCAUCAUCCCCGGGGGCCGAAGGAAUCUGGGGCGUGCAAGGCCUGUUGAACCCUCAGCUUCCCGCGCACCGGGCGUUCACCGAGAGCUACUUCAGCGAUGCGGUGCUGGACAUUGCGAAGGAGCUGAUGGACUGCGAGGACGCGGACCUCGUCAUGGAGCUCUUCAACAUGCUGGUGCGCCCGGAACGGGACUUUGAGCUACGCUGGCACCGGGACGACAUCCCCGCCACGGCGACGCCGGAGGAGGAGAUGCAGCGGCUGAGCGAGCCGGAGUGGCACACCCAGUGGAACCUCGCGCUCUACGAUGACGACAGCCUCGUCGUAGUCCCGGGGUCCCAUGCGAGGGCAAGGACGGAGAAGGAGAGGAACGCCGACCCAUUCGAGAAGGAGUUACCUGGCCAGCUAGUCGUGCACCUGGAGGCGGGAGAUGUGGCUUUCUAUAACAAUAACAUCGUCCAUAGGGGAGUGUAUUCUUCGCACAAGGAGAGAAUGAGUCUUCAUGGAUCUGUAGGCCAUGCCGGCGGCAGCAAGUUGAGAGCACGGAACGUGUUGCAGCACGGGAUAGGAGCUUGGGUAGAUCAUUGUGAUUUCAGCUUCCUGGAUGACAAGCAGAGAAGCAGAGCUGAGGCAAUGAGGGAGAGACUGAUCAAAUUGGGCAAGGAAAGCGGCGAUGUUGGAUAUUCGUUGCAGGGUUGA